CAUCGUCUCUUUUUCAUUUUUUCCCCGCUGCCUCUUUACCAACCAUGGAUCCAGAAGACACAAGCUACCUUGCAAUGAUCAAUAACCCUGCCAUUAACCCAGCAUCGUCGAAUGACGAUGCAUCGCCUUCAAAUUCCAAGUCAUCCAUCACAACCCAAUCGGCUACCUUUGACGAGGCGGUAGCGGCGCGGCAGCAGCUAGACAAGGUGGCUUCGGACCUUUGUCUUGUAUCCGAAACGGAUGCCUCCUUUGAACCGUUCAGUGUACCUUGGUCCAAACCAUCACUGCCUUACACCGAUCCCAAGGAUGCGUACGGACAAGCGACUGGGUUCAGUACGUUGCAGAAUACGCUGGAGAUGCUUUUUGGUGCUGACCAAGUCAAGGUGUACCUUUGCGGUGAAGUCACUGUAACCGUGAUUAUUGUGGGAGUCGUGAACUCCAGGGACAAGAACGAAACCGCGUUGGUGGGGCUUAAAAGUACGCUGGUGGAAACCUAAACAAUAUGCGGAUCGACAUCCAGUGGAACCAAAGUGGUUUAUCCCAUGAGGAAUACAAACAUUUGAAAAAAAAAAAAGCCAAAAUAUGAUGCACGGCGUUCUAUAUGUACAAAUACAUAAACAGCCACAUGCAUACAGACACAGCUUGAAAUACACACGCAACCACUCAAUUUUUUUUUUCCUCCACUUUAAUUCAAAAGAACCUUUUUUCCCUUUUUUCCUUUGAUUUCCCCUCUUUCUCU
This is a messenger RNA of Radiomyces spectabilis, 739 nucleotides long. RefSeq lists its product as uncharacterized. Bases 45 to 497 code for a protein of 150 amino acids. The transcript has 2 exons. Lineage: Eukaryota; Fungi; Mucoromycota; Mucoromycetes; Mucorales; Radiomycetaceae. The record is from RefSeq and is a predicted model, not a curated record.